Molecule: messenger RNA, 840 nt
Organism: Gadus morhua (Atlantic cod)
Lineage: Eukaryota; Metazoa; Chordata; Actinopteri; Gadiformes; Gadidae
Gene: mrpl58
Product: mitochondrial ribosomal protein L58
Exons: 6
Coding region: 38-622 (194 amino acids)
Biological process (GO): mitochondrial translational termination
Cellular component (GO): mitochondrial large ribosomal subunit
Molecular function (GO): peptidyl-tRNA hydrolase activity; translation release factor activity, codon nonspecific
Source: RefSeq, a predicted model, not a curated record
CUCAAAUGCCGUAAAGCAGCAGUCGCAAAACUUCAAAAUGGCGACCUCCUUUGCGCAACGUUAUUUACUUUCUCGUUCAUUUAUUUACCAUCUAAUAUCUCAACAUGCGAGAUUCAAGAGUGCUAAAACCAGCAGUUUCUUAAAACAGGUCAUCUAUUCAAGUCUUGGCUACACGUUGCGAAGAGACAAUUCACAGGUUGCCAGAGUACAUAUUCCUAUCGAUCGGCUCAAAGUAUCGUACUGUCGAAGCGGUGGUGCUGGAGGACAGCAUGUCAACAAAGUCAACACAAAAGCGGAGAUCCGAUUCCAUGUGCAGACAGCGGACUGGAUCCCACUAGAUGUUCGACAAAAAAUCAUUGAAUUGAAGAGCAAGAACCGCAUCAACAAGGCAGGGGAGCUUCUGGUGACGUCGGAGCUCAGCAGGAGCCAGCGGCGAAACCUUGAGGACUGCAUCGACAAGAUCUCCACCAUCAUCGCUGAGGCCAGCGAGAAGCCGCGCGAGCCCACGCCUGAGGACAUUGCCCUGCGGGCUGUCAGACUAAAGAAGAUGAACAAAGAGCGACUGCAACAGAAGAAGCUCCACUCAACCAUCAAGCAGAGCAGACGCGUCGAUUUCGACUAAUAAUGACCUAGGAAUAGAAUAUUAUUUAAGGUUAUUUGUACCUCAAGAUUCGGAAAGAAUGUGUAUUUAAAGGGAAGGCCGCCAGGGGGCGCUGGAGGGCCCACCAACUGGUUCUAAAGUGUUUCAAAACAUUGUAUAUUUUAAGCUUUCAUCAUGCAAUACCAUUGUAAAAAAUGUAUAUAUUUAAUAAAUGAUUAUUGUACACCGUAAAAUCUAAA